AGGUGGCAACAAAAAAUAACCGAUCUCGUCCCUUGUAGUAGUGGAUAAAAAUUUUCCUUAAAUUUCAAAAUUUUAGAAUUAUUACUGUAAAAGUCAAUCAAAAUUGUGGAAAGAAAAAUUUUAAAAGAAUGCAAUGAUUCUCUGGGAACUUCGUUUAAGAUUUCAUUUCAUCACUAAAAGCAUAUUGUUAGUAUCUCAUUCAUUAUGUUUAGACAACGCGACAUCAAGGAUUUGAAUUUUUAUGAAUGAGCACAAUUGUUUUGAUGUGUGAUUUAUAGGUACUUAAAAUAUGAGUAAAAGCAGUUUAGAAGCUGCUGCUGAGGCCGCAGCAAAAGUGAAUGCCAUGCUGAUUGCUAAAGGAAAAUUAAAAUUGUCAACUUCACAAAUAAAACCUAAAAUUGGGAACAACGUACUGGGUAGAGCCAAAGGUGGAGAUUUAGUUACAGCAGAAAUUGAUAUAAAUGAUGCUCCUCUUAGUGCAAGAAAUUUACUGACUAGAGGACAUAUGCAAGAUGAGAUCUGUAAAGAUAGUGGGGCUGCUAUAUCUACAAGAGGGAGGUAUAUGACCCCUGAAGAACGUCAAAAUAUUGCUACCCCUGAGUGUCGUCCUUUAUAUUUAAAUCUACAAGCUUCAGACUAUCGUGCUGUUAAAAUUGCUGUAAGAAAAAUCUUGGAAAUUAUUGAUCACCAUGUAACUCUUUCUGGUAAACCUAAAAGUCCAACUGUAGGUGUUGUUACAUAUCCUUCUACUGGUGCUAACGGUAUUGUCAACGCUGUACCCAAUCAUCAAAAUAGCCACAUCCCCUCAGGGACUCAUUUUGUUCAAGACAAAGUAUUUGUUGGUCUAGAACAAGCUCCUCCUGAUUAUCCUGUUAGAGACAAAAUUUUAGGACCUGCUGGCUCAUUCCUUCAGCACAUUAGAACAGAAACAGGAGCUACUGUGACACUUCGUGGCAAAGGCUCAGGCUUCAUCGAGCCUACUUCAGGUCGAGAAGCAUUUGAACCCCUCUACAUUCACAUAACACAUCCAAAGCCUGAGGGAUUGCAAGCAGCCAAAGCAUUAGCUAUCAACUUAGUUGAAACAGCGCAUGUGGAAUUUGCGACAUGGCAGCAAACUCAACAAUCUGUUUUGCAACCUUUAACCUCAGUUGUCUUACCUCAACCUGCCCCCGUUGCUUAUCAAAAUCAAGUGGUUGUUACUCCUACUGUUUUACCUGGAGCUUUGCCUGCGGGUACUGGAGUAGUUGCUACUGGUAUACAAAUUCCUUCUUCUGUACCAGGUACUAUGACAGCUGGUAUCCCAAGCUUAAUGCAUGCAAAUGUACCUACACUUGUAUCUCCUGUCUCAGUUGCAUCCAUUGUACCUGUAUCAGUGCAAGACUCACUUGGCUCAACCUGUUCAACAAACUCCAACUUCAAUGGUGAUGACCAUUACUGAGCCAACAAACUAUCCAAUAACAUCCCGAUAUAUGCAGCUUUCUCAAAUGCAAUCUGAAAUGGCUAAACAUAGAUAUUAUGGAAGCAUAGAUGUUUCUGCUGUUAACAGGAUACAGCCAAAUUGCUUGCAGGAGUCUAAUGUAAACCAUCCAACAGAGUUACAGUCCAGAGAAGAAGCCGGUCGACAUCCCUCAGAAGUGCCCCUCAAAGAUCGGGAACUGAUGCCGCCACCCCUUUCCAUGCCAGCCACUAGUCCACCUCAUCAUAGUAUAGUUAGAAAAAAUGUUCCAAAUGAUGAGGGACCACAGAAGAAGAAAUUAAAAGGUGCUCUUGUUGGCCUUGCUUCUAUGUAUGGCUCUGAUGACUCUGAUGAUAAUGAGGAUGAAGGCCAAGGCCUGCCAACAUCUCGCCAAUAGCUGUUGAACACCUCAAGUCUAGUUUCUCAGUGCCAUAGAACUUUUGAAUUUUACUUGUUGGAAGUGCCUUUUGUGUGUACAUAGCUUUGUAAAUAAUUCCAAAAUAUUUCCCAUUGUAUAUAUAUUGUAAAUAGCUAUGCUGUUAAUGACCAGCAAAUUUUGAGCUUUGUUUUGUUAUGGAAGGAGAUGAUUGUGUGCCUAUGUUUAUCUGAAAAUAAAUAAUUUUUUUUAUGA
Molecule: messenger RNA, 2087 nt
Organism: Parasteatoda tepidariorum (common house spider)
Lineage: Eukaryota; Metazoa; Arthropoda; Arachnida; Araneae; Theridiidae
Source: RefSeq, a predicted model, not a curated record